UCGAGUCUGAACAACCGAGAAAGCCGGAAGUAAGCAGGAAGUGUAGUUAGCUGUCAGCAGGCAAAGUUCAUAUCUGCUCGUUUGUCCUACCUGAGACACUGUUUGUUCACCUUCAGUCAGAGCAGGAUGCAUGAAAUUCAGACAUUAAGGAUUCGAGCCGUUAACACCAGUUCCAGUGAUGGAUUGGAGGGUUUCAAGGCUCACGCCGUGUUCCAGGAGAUCAAUAAGAAGCUUCAGGAGGAAGGGGAGCAGUUCGUGAAGAAAAUUGGUGGAGUUUUUGCCUUUAAAGUUAAGGAUGGUCCAAACGGACAGGAUGCAACUUGGUUUGUGGACGUAAAGAAUGGCAAAGGCUGCGUUCACAAUGACACAGAUAAAAAAGCUGACUGCACCAUCUCCAUGUCAGACACCGAUCUGCUUGAUUUGAUGACGGGGAAGAUGAAUCCACAGACGGCAUUUUUCCAGGGCAAGCUGAAGAUCACGGGAAACAUGGGUCUGGCCAUGAAGCUGCAAAACCUGCAGCUGCAGCCGGGCAAAGCCAAGCUGUAGAGGAGCUGGAACCUUGAUCCACAGAGUUUCACAGCCAGUCUGGCUGAAAGAAAUUCUCCCCACCAGACUGAACCUGUUUUUCUUUUAGCAGCCUCACCAGUUUAACUGGAGAAUAACAUAGAUGUUAUACUAAUUUCAAGUCCAGUUUUCAGUAACCUAACCUGAUCAUGAAAUCUUUCCAUCUAUGAUAUCUGGUAAAGUUCAGAGUCCAGCUGCUUGAUGUUAUUUCCACCAUCGUAGACCCAGCAGUCUAAGUGCCUCCUCGUCUCAGACGUAACAUAGAAAUCAUCUGAUCACAGUGUUGUCAUUUUCUGCUGCGCUCUCACUGUUGUGAUGAUCUGUGGAAACUUUCUACACAAUAAAUUAGUCUUUGCUGCA
This is a messenger RNA of Melanotaenia boesemani (Boeseman's rainbowfish), 924 nucleotides long. RefSeq names its product sterol carrier protein 2b (gene scp2b). Bases 127 to 546 code for a protein of 139 amino acids. Gene Ontology annotation, cellular component: cytosol. The transcript is spliced from 5 exons. The record is from RefSeq and is a predicted model, not a curated record. Lineage: Eukaryota; Metazoa; Chordata; Actinopteri; Atheriniformes; Melanotaeniidae.